CAUUCAUGUCCAAUGCUACCCUAAAUCAGAUUUCCCAUCGGCGAUAGAGAUAUUUGCCGACGGUUCUGAAAAGGCUCCCUAUACACAUCCAAAAUCUCAGAUUUUGUGUGUAUUUUGUCAUUUGGUUGUGGCAUUUGGGGGCGGCGUACACUACGAAGACGUUUUACAUUUGCUAGAGCCUACAAGAAAGAAGACAAUGGUUGGUAGAACUGCCAAACUCUACCCACUCUAUGAUGGCGAGAAGCCUAUGGAUUUCCAUUUCCUGGUAAACUACCAUUUUCGAGAGUUGGAAAUGCCGGAUAACGAGGUACCCCAAGAGGAUACGGUAGUUUGGUGGCCAAACCUCAUAGUGUACCUUUCGGAAGUAUACCGCACUAUGGUACAGAUGGACCGGACUAGUCAAGAUGGUAUGCAGAGGUUCUUUGGGUUCUUCGCCCGGCCAUAUGUCCGCAUGCAGGAAUAUUGGAUUAUGAUUGAUGAAAAGGUACAUGUCACACCUGUUGAAGAGGAUUUAGCUGGUGGACCAGAUGCUAUUGAUCACAUAUACGAGAACAAGCCGGAUGAUGAGAUGAGAACCAGGCUGAGAAACAAAUUUGAGGUGUACAUACCCCACGAUACAAGCCGAUGUAGGUUAGAAGACAUUAUUGCCGUUAACGACGUUGAGGGAUUGACUGCUACGCAAAAACGCAGACUUCGUACGGUGGCAGCAUACCUUAAGUUCUGGGGUGACAGUGCCCCAGUAACGCCUCGAGCUGUACGAUAUGCUCGUUCGGGCGAGAAAAGCCAUGGACUGAAAUUCUUCCCUGCCAUUAGCCCUUGCUAAAUAGGGGCACUUCGCGUAUCAAGACAUCAAGGCCUGCAAGAAGAAGUAUGCCUUUCCCGAAGAUAGAUAGAUGUAUAUAAGUUACAAUAUUAUGUAAUAAGGGGUUAUUUGUAAACUUAAGUACGGGAAAGAUUAUGGGAG
Messenger RNA from Daldinia loculata, 964 nucleotides. RefSeq lists its product as uncharacterized. The transcript has 2 exons. Bases 197 to 823 code for a protein of 208 amino acids. The record is from RefSeq and is a predicted model, not a curated record. Lineage: Eukaryota; Fungi; Ascomycota; Sordariomycetes; Xylariales; Hypoxylaceae.